Molecule: messenger RNA, 1365 nt
Organism: Schistosoma mattheei
Lineage: Eukaryota; Metazoa; Platyhelminthes; Trematoda; Strigeidida; Schistosomatidae
Source: the annotation of a GenBank genome assembly
UUAUUUUUCAACAUUGAAUUUAGGAGUCUGUGAUACUUUUAGCAAGUCGUUAGGCGGGUUUUUGGAAGUCCGGCAUACUCACGCGGUUAGGUGUCUGUCCCGAAAGCUGAUAUUAGAUAUGGCCAUCCGACCUUUACAUCACCCAAGGAUAAUCAAGAAGCACCCAAAGAAAUGGCAUCGUCAUCACAGUGAUCUGUACAAACGACUCGGGGACAAGUGGAGGAAACCAAGAGGUAUAGAUAACAGAGUUCGACGGAGAUUCAAGGGGCAGGUGCGUAUGCCCAAAAUUGGUUAUGGAAGUGCUAAACGAACUCGUCAUAUCCACCCUGAUGGCUUCAAGCACGUUUUGAUCCGCAAUGUUAAGGAGCUGGAGGUAUUACUAAUGCAACAUCGCACUCAUGCUGCAGUUAUCGCACAUACUGUGGCAAGAAAAAAUCGUGUCAAAAUUGUUGAGCGUGCCAAACAACUUAGCAUAAGAGUUGUGAACGCCAACGCUGGCUUGAGAUCCACUGAAAAUGAGUGAUCAAUAAAUACAGGUUGGUAUACGAAGCGUCUUCUCAGUUAAUGCACGGGCGAAUUAAAUGAUUAUCAUUUUGCAAGUCUUCGAAGUAUUACAUGUAGCGAACACUUCAACUGUGAUUUCAAGCUCAGGAACUGUGUAGUUGCAGUUUGGCGCGAGUAGUAAGUUUAGAAAUAAUCGUAGGUCGGAAUACAAUCAGUAUGGUUACGUAGCUGGUAGGAAUCUGUUAUAUUUACUAAACCAUCAAUAUCUAGAGCUGAAUUCUACGUACCUUUGUCGACUUUUUUAAACAGUGUAGUACUAGCGCAGUUAUCACUGGUUCGGCACAAGUUAUUUCAGCAGAGUACUGGGUGAUCGUUUUCGUCCAGUUAUAAGUUUAAGCGAGGAAUCAUCGUCUCACCAUUCAUUUUACUAUGGAUUCGAGCUAUAAGUUGAAUGGUGGUUGGCAAAUUUCCCUAAUCAAUAGUCAUAUAUUUGAUUAUCUUUGAAGUGUUUACCAGUUGCCACACGUGAAGACUACGCUGUCGCCAUAAGUUCUUGAAUAGAUUGCAUUUGUGUCGAAACCAAAUUACUCUGUAGAUGAAUACCGUAGCGUCAAACGAGAAUGUGCUAUCCAUUAUCAAUCCUCGUUUGGCGCGAGCGUCAUUGUCUUACUACUGAAGUUCUCACACGGUUCUCGCUCAGGAGGUACAGUAAGUGAUCUUAUGCAGUCAAGGUGAGGUAAUUGUCAAAUCAAACUAACCGUGAACAUCUGCCUAGUAGUGAUUGUUUCUUCAUAAAUUCUGUGAAUAAAGUGAUGCUUCGUUCUUGUCGUCCUUCUAUUUGUACAUAGUGCAAAUUCUUUG